This is a messenger RNA of Closterium sp. Naga37s-1, 1839 nucleotides long. The record is from the annotation of a GenBank genome assembly. Lineage: Eukaryota; Viridiplantae; Streptophyta; Zygnematophyceae; Desmidiales; Closteriaceae.
AUGCUCGGAUCGGCUACAGCCGGUCAGGCUGAAGUGCCGGAUCGAACUUUAUGGACGGGUCAAACCGUUGUAGCCGAAGCAGCCGUAGCCGAAGCCGCUGUAGCUGCUGAGACGGCGGUUGUAGCAGCUGGGCAGGGUAACGUGGUGCAGGUGUUAUCUGUGGUGGAGGGCCGGCAGCACUUCCACAUCGUCAUGCAGCUCUGCCGCGGCGGCUCGCUCGCCGAAUUCCUCGAGAAACGCCGCCGCGGCCAAGUCGCCACCUUGGCCGCCGCCGCCGCCCCCAUCGCCGCCGCAGCCACUUCUGCCGCCGCGUUGACCCCAUGCCCCUUGCACUCCUGCCAAGAGGAUCGCUCGCUUGUCGGUUUCCUUCCCGCAGACUCCGGAAACGCCUCGCCGUCACCGCCGGCGACGGCAGCGGCGUCAGAUGCGGAGAACAGUCCUCACAGAUGGUAUCAGGCGGCGACGUGGGAAUCGAAUUCGGAGGAGGAAGGCGGAGAGAACGAGGGGGUGGAGGCGCUGGAAGGGACUGAUUCAGCAGGCCGCGAUUGGCGGAUCAGGAUGCGAGACGAAGAAAGAUUGGGGGAGAGUGGUAGAGAGAGUGAGAGGAUUGAGGACGAAGCUACGGAGCAGGAGAACGAAGAUUCUGUGGCGUCGCAGCUGAAAGCUGAUUGGGUGCCGCGAAAGGCGCUGACGGGAAAGGGCAUGGAGAAGUCUGCAUCGACGGGCGAGCUAGCGCAACUCGCGGAGGCAGCCGCGGCUGCUGCGGCGUCGUUCGCGGGGCGAACUAAUGCAGGACACGCGGCGGCCACGGGGGCUGCAGGAUUGUCCACGUCGGCAGGAGCUGAGUCAGCAGGAACGGGAGGGGGAGAGAGCAGUAGGGCGGACCAAUCCUUCCGGUCUGCCCGCGUUGUUGGGCGGUCAACGUCAGUGGGGCAGUCAACAUCAAUCAAGCCAAGCAGUGAGUUUCUGCGCAAGAGCCCCUCCUUCUCUAUCCUCGCCACAGCUGCUGGUGCUCAUGCGGCUGAUGGUGAGGCUGGUGGGGCGAUGGGUACGCCUGUGGCGGCCAAGUCAGGGCGCUACCAGGCAGGCAGUGUGGGUGCUGCUGCCCAUCCACCCCACUCGGGUGGGCCCCAUGCGCAUGGCAGGGCGCAUGGCCACAGGAGGUCUGGCUCUCUCGCCAGCUGGCUGGGGCGAACCAGCCUCCAGAAGAAGCAGCAGCAGCAGAAGCAGGAGUAUGAGCAGCAGAAGCAUCAACAGCUGAUGCAGCAACUGGAGGAUGGGGAGCGGUCUUUCAAGGCAGGCCAUACUGAACUUUCCAUUUGUACUGCUGGUGUUGCUGCUGCACUCCCCUUGUGCGCCUGCACAUGCCAGCAGCAGAACCACUCCAACAAUAGCCUUCUCCCUGCUCUCAAUCAGGUGCAAGGGUUGCGGUUGGCUGACUUUGGCCUGGCAGAGAAGCUUCAGCCGGGGCAGGCAGCCACACGUGGCCUUGUUGGCAGCCCUGCCUACGUGGCACCUGAGGUGGCGGCAGGGCUCCCCGUCAGCUUCCCUGCAGACGUUUGGGGCAUCGGCAUUUGUCUGUACAUGGUGCUGUCGGGUGGCCAGCUGCCGUUUUCUGGGCGGCGCACUCGGCUUCUGUUGUUGAACAUUCGGCGGGCGCAGCUUCCUAUGGGGACGGCGGCAUGGGUGAGUGUGUCGGGGGAGGCGAAGGAUGUGGUGAGGAGAUUGUUGGCUGCAGAUCCGAAGCACCGGCCGAGUGCGGAGGAGGUAUUGCAGAUGCCAUGGGUGGUGAAAGGGAGACGGCGGUGGCUGCAACGCCAGACGGGUCCUGUCACUUGA